UUUCUAAAUACUAAGAUUAAGAUGGCAGCCACCAUCUUUCAAGAAAAAAUGGGUCUACUUGUUUGUUUUAUUUUGCUCAGCACAGCAUUAGCUGAAGAAUGCAAAAUUGGAAAAUAUAAUAUUACAGAGUUGCAUAGGUUUGCUCCUUGGUAUACCAUUAAUGAAAACACGAAUGCCACUUUUGAAAUUACAUUGUGCGGGAAGCUAGCAACAGUGGCUUCCCAAAAAGGCUGCCCUCCUGAAACAUCAGUGUGUGCAAAGUACCCAAAUAACACAUUUGUAAGCUAUGGAAACUACAGCGCAAACCAAGACCUUCAUGAGCCAGAUGAAGGAACAAACGGGGAGAUAUUGAUGUUGUUUAAGGGACAGCCUUGUCAAGUGGCUGGAGAAUUCUACUCAAUAAUAUUAUAUUUCAAAUGUGGUAAAACUUUGGGUUAUCCUAAAUACAUGGGAGAUUUCGACUGCUCAGCACACUUUGAAUGGGAGUCCUAUAUUUUCUGUAAAACUAUGCCAGUCCCUGACCAAGAGGUCCCUUGUGCAGUAGUUAACAAGGGGAGCCUGAUUGACCUUUCACCUCUGAUAAAACUUACUGGUGGCCAUUUAGUGGAUGAUGGCGACAGGUUUAAACCGGAUGAAAAGUUAUUUAUAAAUGUGUGCAGAGAUAUUACUCCAGGCACAGAACCAGGAGAUGUAACAAAAAACUGCAGCAAAGGUAGUUCCUCUUGUGUUGUUUCCACACAAGGGAGAAGAGAUUUCGGCAAGCCAACUGGUCGGCUGCAGUCAUUCAGCAACUACGUGGCAUUAGUGUACAGGUCGCCAUUAACCCCAGAAUGCUACAUAGAACCAGAAACAGUAAUCACAUUCCGAUGUCCACAGAGAGGAGGGAGCAAAAAACCAACGGUGACCAGCUAUUUUAACAGCACGUGUAGUUUAAUGAUAGAGUGGGUCACAGAGUAUGCAUGUCCAGUGGAUUAUAUAACAAGCAAAGACUGCAAGCUGACAGAAGAACAGCAUGACAUUAACAUUGACCUGAGCCCACUUAAAGCUUCACAAGCCAAUCCUUAUACUGUGAAUGUACAAGAGGGUGAUGACAGCUACAUAUAUAACAUCAACGUGUGUGCACCACUGGCUGGAGAGUGUGGCAGCUCAUUAGAAGAUACAGCCUUAGUUUGCCAGAGAAAAAGUGAAGAUGACUUUGCAGCAAGUGUUGGACAAUUUGGACAUACAAAGCUGAUGUAUUCUGAUGGAGAUCUGACUAUGAUAAUUAAAAAUGGAGACCGGUGCCGCUCCAACUUCAGAAGAGAGACCAUCAUAGACUUCUACUGCAACAAAACAGCAGCUAACAAUGGGCUUGGCAAACCAGAAUUCAUCCGCCACUCCAACUGUUCCUACUUCUUCAGCUGGGGCACUAGUCUGGCCUGUCUGGAUGACACGUUUGACAGGACUUGCUCAGUGGAGUACCAGGGGAAAAAGUUUGACCUGUCCUACUUUGAACAUCAAGAUGGCUACAGCUACCCUGUGAUGACCAGUGAUGGGGCAGGGGACUUGUACUUCUUGAACCUGUGCCAUGACAUUGUGGGCAAGGGAGACUCUAGUGGAUGCCCUGCUGGAUCAGCUGUUUGUAGGAAAGGAGCCUCUGGAACCUUCGUCAGCCUGGGUAGUUUUAAACAAAGCCUCCAGUACAACCCAGUGAGCGACUCCCUACAGCUGAACUACACAGGGGGCAGCGCUGGGGAUAGCUGUGAGCGCCACACCCUGGUCAGCCUGUACUGUGCCACCAAGGACUAUUUCCACACAGGUAAGGCUGAGACCUCACCCAGACUGGUGCACAAGUCAGCAGACGAUUGCUUCUUUGAGAUUGAGUGGUACACUUUACAGGCGUGUGAGAAGAUACACAAAGAGGGAGACCUUUGUCGGGUCCCGUACGAUAGUGCAGGUCAUUUUUUUGACCUGAACCCACUGAGACUGGAGAAGGGGGGCUAUGAGGUGAAGGCUGAGGGCUACACCUACUACAUCAAUGUGUGCGGCCAGGUACAGCAUGACAAGUACUGCAACAAACCCCCUCACAAUAACGCAUCAGUCUGCCAAGUUAAGACUGACGGAACAAGCACUGUGGACAUCAAAGUGUCAGAGCCGUCCACCAAACUCCAGUUUUAUGAUGGUGUCACCAGUUUGUUGUACACCAAUGGUGAGCCGUACAACAACCCUAACAAAACUCGCAGGAUGGCCCUCAUUUCUUUUGUCUGCGACACAACUGAAGAGAUAGGUCACCCAGAAUUUUCCAUGGAAAACAAUUAUACGUAUCAGUUUAUCUGGAGGACAAGCUACGUGUGUAAAACAGCUGCCACAGAGUGUGGUGUUGUCGAUGGACAGACACAUGAACAGUAUGACCUGUCCAGCCUCUCCAAGUUACGUGGCAGCUGGGAGGUAGAAAACAGUGAAGAUCCUGACAAAAAGCAGAAGUUUUACAUUAAUGUCUGUGAAUCUCUGGACUUUACAAGUGGCCCAAGGUGUAGCCCAUAUGCAUCUGCCUGUGUUACAAGCAUCGACAAAGAUGGCAAGGAAACAUUGCUGCAUGCGAACGUUGGUAAAUUUGAGUUGCCUCCCAUGAUCGAGAAAUCCAUCCAUGGCGUGAAGCUGGUCUACACUAAUGGCAACACUUGCACAGACGACACAGGGAAAGAUAACAGAUUUAACACCACUAUACACUUCGCUUGUGUGGCUGGAAAAGUGGUUGGGGGCCCAACUUCCCCACAACUGGUCAGUCCGUGUGAGUACUCCAUCCUGUGGGAAACAGAGGCUGCAUGUCCGGUUGAUGAGGUCAAGACAAAAGACAACAACAUAUCUGCGUGUACAGUGCUUGACCCACACUCAGGGUUCCAGUUUAACCUUUCACCUCUGGCCAGGGACAAAGGCUACAGUGUGAAGGCUCCAGAUGGCUCUAAAUCUUACCUGGUGAACUUGUGCGACAGCCUACCUGAGACUGCGUGUGGGAUGUUUGAUAAUAAAUUCCAUACAGCUGUUUGUGAAAUCCAACUUGCUGGUAAUAGAACAGUAGCCAAGUUCAGUACAGAUCUGACAUAUUCUAGUGAUGGGGAGAUCACUCUCACUUACACUGGACAUUUUAACAAGAGCAAUUACAAGAAGUACGAGUUUAAAUUUAUCUGCGACAGAAAAGCUCAGGAGGCCACAGUUUCAUUCCAUGAGCAGCAAGGCCUGUACACAACCUUCACCAUCAGCACUGCCCUGGCCUGUGCCCCCCAGCCAGUCAGCUGUACUGUACAGGAUGCCAAUGGGAGGCAAUACGACUUAACUCCCCUGGCCAGGGAAACUGGAAACUAUGUCGUCAUAGACACCAGACCCAACCACGAUGACCUCCAGUACCACAUCAAUGUGUGUCGGCCGGUCAACCCCACACCUGAGAUGACAUGCCCAGGUGGGUCAGUGGGAGCUUGUCAGACCAGCAAGACGAAGGCUGGCAGCUUCAGCCUGGGCUAUGUCCAGUCUGAGCCAGUGGUCUCCAGCACCAGUGAAGCCAUCACGCUUCGUUAUGAGGGCGGGCAGAAGUGUCACACUGGCACAGACAACGAGGCGUAUCGUUCAACCAGGAUCCACUUCUACUGCGACCCUGUAGAGCACAACCCUGUGUUUGAAGCAGAGAGUGACACCUGUGAAUAUUCUUUUAUCUGGAAAACUCCAAGUGCUUGUCCCCAACAGCUUGCCCUAGGGUCUGACUGUAAGGUGACUGACUCCCUCUACAACUACGAGUUUGAUCUGAACCCCCUGCGUAAGGUGUCAGGGAACUACAUUGUGCAGACAGAUCAGUACAGCUUCCACAUCAACCUGUGUGGCCCUCUGGUGGGCGCUGAUGACAUCUGUAAAUCUUCACAGGCGGCUGCUUGUCAGACUGGCUCAACAUUGCCUGCACCAAAACUGUUGGGUGUUGCCAACAGCCAACCUAGGUAUGAAAGUGGCCAGAUUUCUGUCAUCUACACUGAUGGAGCUGGCAACUGCCAUGGCAAGUACAACAGAUCCACCACGAUACAGUUUAUCUGUGACCACGGCCAAACUGGCGCUGAUGGGCCCCAGUACCUGGAGGAGAACUCUGUCUGCUCUUACAGGUUUGAGUGGCGCACCAAAGUUGCCUGCCCCCCACACCAGGUGAUACAGUGCACCUAUCAGCAGGGCCAGGACACGUAUGACCUGUCCAGGUUGUCCUUGGCCAGUGAUAAUUACAUGAGAGAGUACAAAGAUUCCAACAAGAUUUAUAUCAUCAACGUAUGUCGUUCUCUGGUGCACAAAAAAGAUCAAACUUGCCCGUUUAAUGCUGCUGCGUGUAUGAUAGACUUAUCAGAGUCUGAUCCUAAGAAAAGAUACCACAGUAUAGGGGAGGUAACCAACCAGUCUUUCUCCCUGGAUCAUGAAACCUUAAUCCUGAGGUAUGACAACGGGGAAUUGUGCGGCAAAGGAAGAAGGUCCACAUCCAUCUUGUUCAAGUGUAAUGAGAAUACUGAUGGGCUAGGUGUACCCAGCAACCAUUUUGAAGUGAACGGGUGUGAGGAUAACUUUGUCUGGGAGUCGAGCGCAGCCUGUCCACUCAAGAAGCUGGCAGAAGACAACAGCACUCAGGGCUUUGGGGACUGUAGGGCUACCAAUCCUAACACAGGCUAUGUGUUUGAUCUGAGCAGUUUAAAAUCAACUGCUGGCUAUUCAACCACUGACAGAGAGGGUCAUGAGCUGAAACUGAAUGUGUGUGGUUGGUUGAACAACAGUCCAUGCAUCAAUGGCACAGGUGUUUGUUUAAUUGACCAAACCUUGGCCAGAACAUCGGUCAGUGCUGGCGUUGCAAAUGGUCGGCUGCUGUAUAGAGAUGUGGGGCUUACCUUGGUGUAUGGAAGUGGUGACCUCUGCUCAUCCAAGGUGCCAAGGAUGACCUACAUCAGCUUUAUUUGUAAUCCUGAUGCAGGCAAGGGCGUGCCAGUCUUCGUAGACAAGUCAGAUGAUUGCAUCUUUCACCUGGACUGGCACACCAACCUGGUUUGUGAAACUGAGGUGAAAUGUGAGGUGACCACUGACACUGGCUACACACUGGACUUCUCCUCGCUGAUCCUCAAAACUGGUCAGUACAGUGUCAUUCCUGAUGAUGUGGGGAGCCACUACCCCUCAGGGUUAAUCUACAUCAACCUGUGCCGACCUUUGAACCCAAUCUUUGGGACACUGUGCCCCCCAGGGUCAGGGGCAUGUCUGGACAGAUCCAACAACCCCCCACUGAGUCUGGGUCGAGUUAGCCAAGGGCCAGUAUACGAUAAGGCCACCAAGGAAGUGAAGCUGACCUACACCAAUGGAGAUGAGUGUCCUUUUGAUAGCAAGUACAAUGCCAGCUCCCUCAUCAUUCUCAAGUGUGGAUCAUCUCCUGACCUGGCUCCAGAACUUGAAGAAGUCUCCAGCAGCUGCCAGUACCUGUUCAUGUGGAAGACACCCCUGGCCUGCGCUGAUCUGACAUCCCAGAAACUGGGACCAGAUUGUUCGUACACCGACCACAAAACCAGGACUAAAUACAGCCUGUCAUCUCUGCAUGACACGUACACUGUCCAGUCAUCUCACGGCGGUACAUUCAGCAUUAAACCUUGUGGUCAGUUGGAGGAGAAGGGUGAGCAGGGGGAAGCCUCGUGUGCCCAGUCAGCUGUUUGUCUGAGAGGUACAGCUGUUAGAGAUGGGUCCUAUGGAGAUUCUUCACUGGGGCUCUUUCAGAAAGAUGACAGCUAUGUAGGACUCAGCUUCUCGGGAGGACGAAAAUGUCCUUCAGGGUCCAAAGCAUCAUCUGCAAUUUUUUUCCAGUGUGAUAGAACGGCAGGCAGUGGUCAGCCCAAGUUAUUCAAAGAUGACACUGACUGCCAAGCCACAUUUUUAUGGUUGACUGACCUAGUGUGUCCAGCAGAGAAGAAAGAGUGCCACAUCGCUUCCAGGGGUCAGCUGUAUGACUUCACAUUUUUAUCUCAGGACAAGAGCAGCUGGAGCUUUACUGACCACUCAAACACAAAGUACUGGUUAAACUUGUGUCAGCCACUGCAUGGAGAAGCCAUAGUUGCUGGUUGUCCUAGCAACGCUGCUGUUUGCCGCAAGACAUCCGACGGAAAAGUGGAGAUGAUGGGUCAACUAGACACUCAGCUGAUUUCAGUUGAUGGCCAGAUCUCCAACACGUCCAUAGUCUUUAAGUACAGCAACGGGAACACCAACUUGUGCAGCUCCGGGGGCAGAAGACGGAGUGACAUGACCCCCACCGUCAGCGUCAAGUUGAUCUGUGGAAGUGUCCUAGGUUCACCAAUCUUCAACCAGUACAGCCCAGAGACGUGUAACUUUGAGAUAGUGUGGAAAACAAGGCUGGCAUGUGCUGUAGACUUAAAAAAGUUGCGAGUCUUUGAAGAGAAUGGUCUAGUGUAUGACGUCAGGACUGGCCAAAGCUUUGACCUCAAGCCUUUACUUGCAGCUAACAAUGUUUACAAAGUUGCCGUAGACCAGGAUAUGUACUAUGUGAAGCUAGGAGGGCCACUACGGCCUUCAGAUAUAGAGGCCAUCCAGACCAGAGCUUGCCAACUGGCUUCUGUUUGUCUCAAAACAUCUGGGACUUGGAGAAGUUUGGGCUCCUACACAAGCAUAGCUUACUACAUGGAAGAUGAGCACCUGGAGGUUGAGCUGACCUCACCUGAGGCCUGUACAGGUCGAACUAACCUGAAUAUUACAACAGUCAUCAAGUUUAACUGUGACGAGGAUGCGCUCAAGACUCAACCAGAAUUCUUGUACAAGACUGCAGAUUGUGCCUACAUCUUCAACUGGGAUACUAAUGUUGUGUGUCAAGAUGCCUUGAAAAAGGGCCCAGAUCCAAGAGCAGAUAACUCAGAUGGGGGGAAGGGAAGUAAAAUAGCCAUAGCUGUGUCUGUGUUGGUUGGUAUUGUGGUAGUCUGCCUGUUGGUGCUACUGCUCUACAAGCCUGAAAGAAGAGCCACAAUAGCGUUUAAGCUGCGCAGAGCUGUUUGUUGUGGAAAGCUUCAAGAUGCACCUAUAGUGUACUCUAGGCUAUCCAACUCAGAUGCUGCAGAGGAUCCCUUCAACCCUUUCAAUGACACGGAGGAGGAAGCUGAGAUCAACAACAGCAGUGCUCCUACGGGUGCCUCCCCCUUCCAUGAUGACAGUGACGAGGACAUGUUACUCUAAAGGCUGCAAACUUUCCCUAAGAUUUCCAUUUAUUUCCUCCUGUUGAUAGUGAUAACUCACACAUGAGGUUGUGUAGAUAGCCUCCCUUGGGUCCAGACUUGUACAUAAUUGGGUAACCUGUUUCAACUUUGACAUAUCACAGAGCCUCCAUUACAGAAUCUUGUCAGGAAAAAUCAUUUCAUUCUUUUAUUUAUUUCACUCAUGCAUAAGAGGUUAAUUCUAAACUGGCAAUAAUCUUUUGACACCUCCACAAAGCUUAUGUCAUUUUUUUUUUUUUUUUUUUUUGAAAUGUUUAUCUUAUCAAUAUGCUUGGUUGGGUUUUUUAACGCUGUGAAUCAUCACAACUCAAAACUUUAGUAGUUAAUGAAAGAACCACUUUGAUGACAAUAUGUUCAAUUUUAUUAACAAUAUUAGAUCUUGGCUAACACUCUUAGAACUUCACUAAAACAUAGAUCCAUAUCAAAUGUUUUCCUCUGAAUUAUUGGUCUACUGAGUUGUGAUAGAUUUCAAAUGGGCUUUCAGCAUUGAAUGUUUCCUUCCUCUUGAGAUACUGCCUCCUGGUUAAAUCUCAGUUUAUGUUGUUGAAGACUUCCUAUAAGAAAUAUUUAUUUCAUGUCUGUUGAAGAUUUGCUGUAAUAUAUAUUUAUUUUAUGUUUGUACAGAAAGAAAAAAAUUCCAGUUCUUGUGUUUGUGUUGAUAUUUGCUAAAACUUUGUGAACAUUAUUUAUUUUGUGUUCAUUUGUUUUGUGUAGUAGUAGUUUCUGUAAAGAAAUUCAGCAUUGUUUUUUUUAUCUGUACCCUUUGUGUCAUUAAUGUAGCUAUAUUAAUGUAUAUUUUUUACAGAAAUAAAAGCUUGAUUUUAAGAUUUAUUUUCUGAAGCAUAAUGUCCCAAUAUUCCUAGUACCCAAAUAUCAUAUUUAGUAAGUAAAACAUUGCUUGUAGAAAACUGUAGUUCAAUGGCAGACUUGCUGUUCCAGAACAUUAUAGCCAUUUAUAAUGUGAGAUUUUUUUCUAUCUAAUAAAUUGUUUGAUAAGACAAAGCAUUUACUCUCCAACCACAUGAUAAGACAAAGCAUUUACUCUCCAACCAUAUGUAUCCAAUUAUUUAUUGAGAAUCCUCUAAAUUAGGUCAACAUCAGUGUGCCUUUUUGCAUUGCUAAACUGAAGGAGAAAUUAUGAUCAAAUAAAAUAGGAAAAAUCGAAUUUUUAUUUUAACGUUAUUUUUUGUUAACAUUUUUUUUAUGUUAAAAUUGUGUUAAAAGUUAAACCAAUGAAAAAGUAUAUGAUAAUGUGCCUGUUUGCUUUUUGCUGAAUGUUGGUAUGUGCAUGGUGUCUGCUCAUGUGUGCCUGUGAAUGAAAUCUGCCUGGGAUAUGCUGAACUCUACUAUGUCUAGAAUCUGAGACCUUAAGUCUUCAGUAACAUGUUUGUUGCUAAAAUGUUGAGUUAAAUAUGACAUGCUUUAUAACUGUGAAACUUAAAGUCCAGAAUUUUUAAAGGAUCACAGUUAUAUAAACUUGGAUUGUAUAUUUUACAGAAAAUAUUCCUGAAGAUAAUUUGUUCAGAUUUGCAUAAUGUUUAAUAUUCAUGUUUUAAGUAAUAAAAUAUUUUUAAUAAAUUGUUAGCAUUAAUCAA
Messenger RNA from Physella acuta, 8845 nucleotides. Its product is annotated as cation-independent mannose-6-phosphate receptor. Gene Ontology annotation, cellular component: trans-Golgi network. Gene Ontology annotation, biological process: lysosomal transport. Lineage: Eukaryota; Metazoa; Mollusca; Gastropoda; Physidae. The record is from RefSeq and is a predicted model, not a curated record. Gene Ontology annotation, molecular function: D-mannose binding; signaling receptor activity.